ACACGGAGAGUUGCAGUACAUUCGGAACUAUUCACACUACCGUGUUUUCACACGGACACUAUUUUCGCCUGCAAACGGGGCACCAUGGCGAGACAUCUUCGCUUUGUGGCUCGGACUGUGAUGGUCCAAGACGGCAACGUCGAUGCGGCGUACAAACAGCUGAACAAGGUCCUGACCCAGGAUGGGAUCAUUGAGACGGUGAAGCGCAAGCGGUACUUCGAGAAGCCCUGCAGGGAGCGACAACGGAAGAGCUACGAGAACUGCAAGCGGAUCUACAACACUGAAAUGGCCAGGAAAAUCGCCUUCAUCUCCAGGACAAACAGAACUGAUCCCUGGCUUGGAAUGUGAUAAAAUGAUUAUUGAAGUUGGGAAGAAAUGAAGCUCAUUGUUAGUGUCAAAGUCGGGACUAUUUUUCAUCUUUAUCACCUCACAAAUGCUCCAUUUUAUGGGACCAACUCUGGUAUGAAACGCUUAAACUUGGCAACGUUGAUGUUUUGCCUCCUGCUCCUUUAACAAAGUACGAAAGGUUAUUUGUUGCAGUAAAUAUGACAUGUACGUUUCACUCAUCAAAGCUCAUAACGAUUGUGGGGAUCCUCACUGAAAUACAAAAUAUUGUCAAUGGAGCCAUCAUUGUGUCAUCAAAUGAUGUAUUACUGUAUAUUGUACAGUUAGUCAAAAACUUAAUUACUAUGGAUCAGUGGGCAAUACCAUCAGUUAACCACUAGAGGGUGCUCCGAAAAAGGACAUGCUUGCGUAGUUACCACCUCUUUUUAAAUUCUGUAGCAUAUUCUCCAUGACGUCAUCCGAACUUACUGAUUAAAUCCAUUUGUCUGUAUAUGUCUUAUAUGUGUUGAUUAGUGGCAGAUCCAGAAAAAAAGGACUUGGAGUAGCAACAAGGUCUCGGGUACAGGGUGGCGUGGGACGUCCUCAAUGCAGUAUGUGAAAAUCUCCUGUAUGAUAACAACAAAGGAGACAUGAAAAACACCAAUCCAGAGGAGCGUUGUUUUUCAAAAGGCAGUUUUGGGUCCCUGUAGAACUUAAUACAGUCAGGCUGUGUUAGAAGAUAUAUCACGCACUAGGACCAAGCGGAAAGCGGCCGCUCAAGCUGCACCCCUUUUCCCAUGAACUCAACGAUUGGCUCAGCCGUUUCCUUUGGCUAAUGUGUGAUUGGCCGUACCCGCUGUCACUCCAUGAGACGCUGGACUUGCAUUAUGGUGUUUGUUUGUUGACCGGAGUCCGUGUUGUUCUUCCACUUUAAAUUGUUAACAUGUAAGGUGUUUCUUGCCCUGCGCCAUGUCAGCUGGACGGAUGUUUAAUAUUCAGGUUAAAUUUUAAUUUUAGUCUGUCCCUGUGUGCCCGUGCUAAUUCCAGCCAGUUGUGUCCCACCACCUGUGAAAUCAAAUGUUGUCCAUGCCAAGUGGAAAAUUCUGAUGUUUUUUCCCCCGAAACUUCUACUAAUUAACCUACAAUGUGUGAUAUUGGAAGGGGAUGGAUUGCACUACUUCAUUUAUCGAAACCAACAAUUUAAAUAAAAUGCUUAUCAAUCGGCUGCCAUAGUACUAGAUGGCGGCAAAAAGUUGUACUUAGCCAUACUUGUGGGCUACACUGCAGACUUCUGUAUCGAUCCGAUACUAAACCAAUAAAGGGAACGGCU
Dunckerocampus dactyliophorus (ringed pipefish) is the source of this 1654-nucleotide messenger RNA. It is a transcript of the gene mrps21, whose product is annotated as mitochondrial ribosomal protein S21. The record is from RefSeq and is a predicted model, not a curated record. Gene Ontology annotation, biological process: translation. NCBI's taxonomy places the organism in Eukaryota, Metazoa, Chordata, Actinopteri, Syngnathiformes, Syngnathidae. Gene Ontology annotation, cellular component: ribosome. The coding region runs from base 85 to 348 and encodes 87 amino acids. The transcript is spliced from 2 exons. Gene Ontology annotation, molecular function: structural constituent of ribosome.